This is a messenger RNA of Linum trigynum, 297 nucleotides long. The record is from the annotation of a GenBank genome assembly. Lineage: Eukaryota; Viridiplantae; Streptophyta; Magnoliopsida; Malpighiales; Linaceae.
AUGCGAGUACGAAACGAUAAAGUGUCAUCAAUAGAAAAAGAACCAAGCUUGACCUGUGCGUUCCUCUCCUCGAAUUGGAGGGUUGUGCCGUUCUCGCCCGCUACUGGUAGUCACUGGAACGUGAUGAAAAACGAAGAAGUUGUUGCAACUGCGGCGGCCACGGCGUUGUCGCCGGGCUGGAGAAAUGGCCGGAGGGAAGAGGGUUAUGCUGCAACCAACCAGUCAGUCAACCAGAGGCGAGUCUGGGGACCAGAAGUGUGCAGAGGAGGACGAAGGAGCGGGCGAUGGUCGGAUUAG